GCGCUGUGUUCUCUAGAGUGGGGGUGUUAAAAGGAGGAGCAGUCGGUUAUCCUCUAAACAUCCAGCCGAAAGGACAUCACCAGAAAUUUGGAGAAGAGAAAGACACAGCGCAAAGAUGCCGGUGAUGGAGAAGCUAAAGAUAUUCGUAGUGCAAGAGCCUGUUGUUGCAGCUUCUUGCCUUAUCGCUGGUGUGGGUCUUUUCCUUCCAGCUGUGGUAAGGCCUAUUUUGGAUUCCUUCGAAACAAGCAAGCAAGUCCAGCAGCCUGCGAUAAGUGAUGUGGUUGCAGGUGUUCGUAAAAAGCAGGCAUAAAGUGACUCUUAAGAGCUAGUGGCAGAGUAUGAUUCUCUCUACUCUCUUCGGUUCUACCUGCUUUGUUUUCCCUCCAUCCCGAGCAGCAUGAAAUAAGCCUUUCCUUUAAAUUGUUAAACACUGAGAAGAUCCUUUUUCGUACAAGUAUAUGAUUAUUUUGUUGGUAUGCUUAUUAAACACUUUUAAACGAUUGAUGCAUCGUUUGAAAUCAACUGCUUUCCAUUCCUUUGUCUGAGCAAAA
Hevea brasiliensis (rubber tree) is the source of this 551-nucleotide messenger RNA. RefSeq lists its product as uncharacterized. Bases 116 to 310 code for a protein of 64 amino acids. Lineage: Eukaryota; Viridiplantae; Streptophyta; Magnoliopsida; Malpighiales; Euphorbiaceae. The transcript has 3 exons. The record is from RefSeq and is a predicted model, not a curated record.